Suncus etruscus (white-toothed pygmy shrew) is the source of this 3163-nucleotide messenger RNA. RefSeq names its product beta-1,4-N-acetyl-galactosaminyltransferase 3 (gene B4GALNT3). Gene Ontology annotation, molecular function: acetylgalactosaminyltransferase activity. The record is from RefSeq and is a predicted model, not a curated record. Gene Ontology annotation, cellular component: Golgi cisterna membrane. The transcript has 20 exons. Lineage: Eukaryota; Metazoa; Chordata; Mammalia; Eulipotyphla; Soricidae. The coding region runs from base 17 to 3010 and encodes 997 amino acids.
UCCGAGCGCCCUCGCCAUGGGGAGCCCCCGGGCCGCGCUGCCCCUGCUGCUGGCGCGCCUGGCCAAGCUGCCGCGGAGGCGCUGCCGGCUGGCGCUGCUGCUCGGCCUGCUGUCCCUGGGGCUCUGGACCCUCUACCUGGAGCUCGCGGCGUCCGCCAGGGUCGCGGGGCACCCCCUCAACCGCAGGUAUGGCAGCUGGAGAGAACUAGCCAAGGCUUUGGCUAACAGAAAUAUCCCCGCAGUAGACCCAAAUCUCCAGUUCUACCACCCCCAGAGACCAGACCUCAAGAACCAAGACUCAGAGCGAAGUGGGAGCAGUAACACCAGUUACUUGAAGUGGAACAAGCCCGUCCCCUGGCUCUCAGAGUUCCGGGGCCAUGCCAACCUGCACGUGUUUGAAGACUGGUGUGGCAGUUCCAUCCAGCAGCUGCGGAGAAACCUCCACUUCCCUCUUUACCCCCAUAUCCGCACAACCCUGAGGAAACUGGCUGUGUCCCCCAGAUGGACCAACUAUGGCCUCCGCAUCUUUGGCUACCUGCACCCCUUCACUGAUGGGUACAUCCAGUUUGCCAUUGCUGCAGACGACAACGCAGAAUUUUGGCUCAGCCAGGACGACCGGGUCUCGGGCCUUCAGCUGCUGGCCAGUGUGGGCAAGACAGGAAAUGAAUGGACGGCCCCUGGAGAGUUCGGGAAAUUUCGGAGUCAGAUUUCCAAGCCCGUGAGCCUCUCAGCCUCGCAAAGGUACUACUUUGAGGUGCUUCACAAACAAAAUGAUGAGGGCACCGACCACGUGGAAGUCGCGUGGCGACGGAAUGACCCUGUGGCCAAGUUCAGCAUCAUUGACUCCCGUUCCCUGUCUCUUUUCACAAAUGAAACGGUGUUGAGGAUGGACGAGGUGGGCCACAUCCCACAGACAGCAGCCAGCCACGUUGGAUCUCCGGAACCCCUUCCCAGAGAGGAGCAGCCCCCCAUUGACAUGCUGCGGCCUGACCCUCGGGACGCCCUGUAUCGAGUGCCUCUGAUCCCCAAGUCUCAUCUCCGCCAUGUCCUGCCUGACUGUCCCUAUAAGCCCAGCUACCUGGUGGACGGGAUCCCGCUGCAGCGCUAUCAGGGACUUCGCUUUGUCCAUCUGUCCUUCGUCUAUCCCAAUGACUACACCCGCCUGACGCACAUGGAGACCCAGAACAAGUGUUUCUACCAGGAAAACGCCUACUACCAUGACAGGUUCAGCUUUCAGGAAUACAUCAAGAUUGACCAGCCUGAGAAGCAGGAGCCAGAGCAGCCAGGUUUUGAAAGCAUCCUUCUAGAACAAUCCCAGUAUGGAGACACAGCAGAGGAGACCCCAGCCUCCGAAGCCCAAAAUUCCCAGAUGCCAGAAGAAAAACAAGUGUCUCCCUCCACUCCCGGGCAGGAUGUCACUGACUAUCGCCUCCGAAGUCUGCGGAAACUUCUGGCUCAACCCCGGGACAGUCCAUCACCUCCUUUUUCCAAGCACAAUUCCACAACAUCCUUCCUGGUGCAGACCAGCAAACCUCCAGGGCAGCAGACUGAGAAGCAGAGAAUACUCAGCCCUGAGCCCAGCCCCAGUCCACCUCAUGCUGGCCGGGGGUCCCCGGCACACCUGACAGGGAGGCAGCCUUCUAGGAAGAUCCCCAGGCCCACUGGGCUGAACCCCAAGAAGAUGCUGGAGCAGUCCCAGUGGCUGAGUCAAGUGGAGUCAUACAUCGCACAGCAGAGAAGGGGGGACAGGAUGGAGCCUCCUGUCCCCGGGAGGGACUGGAAUGGGGACGAAGAGGUGGUGGUGGCUGCAGGCCAGGAAGGACAAGAGGAAGGAGAGGAAGAGGGGGAGGAAGACGAAGAAGAGGAGGACGUGAGUGAGGUGUUUGAAUAUGUGCCCAUGUUUGACCCGGUGGUGAACUGGGACCAGACCUUUAGUGCCCAGAACCUGGACCUGCAGGCCCUGCGCACCGACUGGAUUGAUUUGCACUGCAACACAUCUGGCAACUUGCUGCUUCCGGAACAGGAAGCUCUGGAGGUCGCCCGGGUCUUCUUGAAGAAACUCAACCAGAAGAGCCGGGGGAGGUACCAGCUCCAGCGAAUCGUGAACGUGGAGAAGCAUCAGGACCAGCUCCGAGGGGGCCGCUAUCUCCUGGAGCUGGAACUGCUGGACCAAGGCCAGAGGGUGGUGCGGCUCUCCGAGUACGUGUACACGCGAGGCUGGCAGGGCUUCGAGUCCGCUGGCAGGGAAGAGGUGGAGGUCCGGAACCUGCAGGGCCUGGUGUGGGGCCCUCACCAGAGGCGCGUCCUGAAUAUCCGGAACACUGAGCCCAAGCUCUGCUGGCCACAAGGCUUCUUCUGGAACCACCGGGCCACAGUCCACUUCAUUGUGCCUGUGAAGAGCCAGGCCCGGUGGGUACAGCAGUUCAUCAGAGACAUGGAAAAGCUCUUCCAGACCACUGGGGACCCGCACUUCAACGUCAUCAUCACCGACUACAGCAGCGAGGACAUGGACGUCGAGGCUGCCCUGAAGAGGUCCAAGCUGCGGAGCUACCAGUACCUGAAACUAAGUGGAAACUUUGAGCGCUCGGCUGGACUUCAGGCUGGCAUAGACCUGGUGAAGGACCCCCACAGCAUCAUCUUCCUGUGCGACCUGCACAUCCACUUCCCAGCCGGGGUCAUCGACACCAUCCGCAAGCACUGUGUGGAGGGCAAGAUGGCCUUUGCGCCUAUGGUGAUGAGGCUGCAUUGCGGGGCCACCCCCAAAUGGCCCGAGGGCUACUGGGAGGUGAACGGCUUCGGACUGCUUGGCAUCUACAAGUCGGACCUGGACCGGAUUGGGGGCAUGAACACCAAGGAGUUCCGGGACCGGUGGGGUGGGGAAGACUGGGAGCUGCUGGAUAGGAUCUUGCAGGCCGGCAUGGAAGUGGAGCGCCUGUCCCUGCGGAACUUCUUCCACCACUUCCAUUCUAAGCGAGGCAUGUGGAACCGCCACCAGAGGAAGAGGUCAUGAUCCUGGGGUGCGCCCAUUUCCACUGACCGCCUGCCUCCUGCAGCCACACCAGCCGUGGUUCCUGAGCCCCCACUUCCUGCUGGAGGAGCCCAGGAAAGGAGGACAGGAGCUGAGGGAAGGGGCCGGGUCCCAGAGGCCUCGGUGCUUUCCCAG